AUGGCUGACCUACCCGCAUCCAGAGUUCUACCUUCAAGAGCCUUUGAAUCUUCAGCUGUCGACUUCGCAGGUCCCUUCAACGUCAAGCUUUACCCUGUUCGCAGAUUACAACACAUCAAAGUCUACCUCUGCCUUUUCAUUUGCAUGACAACAAAGGCCAUCCACCUAGAAGUUGUGACAGAUUUGACAGCCGAUGCUUUUUUGGCCUCAUUGACUCGGUUCAUUUCCCGUCGAGGACUAGUCAGGAAUUUACACUCAGACAAUGCCACAAAUUUUGUCGGUGCUGCUCGACAACUCCGGAAAACGAUAGAGAUUAUUCUGCAAUCCCAUCCUGUCAACACUUGGCUUCUUGAGAAAGAAAUCACCUUUCACUUCAUUCCUCCGAGGUCUCCCCAUUUUGGAGGACUUUGGGAGCGUGCCGUACAAAGUGCUAAAUAUCACUUACGAAGAGUCAUAGGUGAGCAAGUUCUCACACUUGAAGAAUUCACUACUUUAACAUGUAGAGUUGAAGCAAUGCUAAAUUCACGCCCAAUUACCCCACUGUCUUCAGAUCCAUGUGAAUUAGAAGCUCUAACACCAGGUCAUUUCUUGACUUUUGGACCUCCUGCUCUUUUACCUGAAACGGAUCAGACAAGUACUCCUAUGAACCGUCUCAAGAGAUGGCAAUUGGUUCAAUCCGUUGCACAAAAUAUUUGGAAACGAUGGCAACGCGAUUACUUGUAUACCUUGCAGAAUCGCCCAAAAUGGACAACUCCCCAGAAGCACAUCAGCCCUGGCGAUCUUGUCAUUCUUCAAGAAGAUAAUCUCCCUCCACUCCAAUGGAAAAUGGGCAGAGUUAUUUCCUUAUUCCCUGGAAAGGACAAUGUUCCCAGAGUUGCCGAAGUAAAAACAGCCUCUGGAGUCUUCAAACGACCAGAUGAUCUUCGCUGGACCAAGGGGCCCCUGAGAAUUCUACACUCCACGCUCCAGGCCGCCGACCACGCGGCGGAGAAGAAAGGAUCGGUCACCAGAGAAACCCAGCCCGGACACUCAGCUGAGGGGAAGUAUGCGCAGUUGCCUCAACAAAACAACCCAGCUCAGCAAAUGGAGCGGACUACCAGCGAUAUGUCCUCUUCGUCAUCAGGCAGUGGAUUGUCGUGUCCCACACCAGUGGUCUCACAACUGGGACAAAAGACCACAGAAACCCAGCCCGGACACUCAGCUGAGGGGAAUUCACCUUUGAACGGUACCGGCUCACCCUCUGCUUUGAUGGAUACGUCCCACGCACAGUCCUCAUUGGAUGACUAG
Molecule: messenger RNA, 1287 nt
Organism: Macrosteles quadrilineatus (aster leafhopper)
Lineage: Eukaryota; Metazoa; Arthropoda; Insecta; Hemiptera; Cicadellidae
Exons: 4
Coding region: 1-1287 (428 amino acids)
Biological process (GO): DNA integration
Molecular function (GO): nucleic acid binding
Source: RefSeq, a predicted model, not a curated record